Molecule: messenger RNA, 1015 nt
Organism: Olea europaea var. sylvestris
Lineage: Eukaryota; Viridiplantae; Streptophyta; Magnoliopsida; Lamiales; Oleaceae
Product: chlorophyll a-b binding protein 21, chloroplastic-like
Exons: 1
Coding region: 65-862 (265 amino acids)
Biological process (GO): photosynthesis, light harvesting in photosystem I; response to light stimulus
Cellular component (GO): plastoglobule; chloroplast envelope; chloroplast thylakoid membrane
Source: RefSeq, a predicted model, not a curated record
UGCACAUUCAUCACCAACAAACUUUGUAAAUCACAUCCUUGUGCUUCAACAUUAAUUUCUCACCAUGGCGGCCUCUACAAUGGCUCUUUCUUCUCCAUCGUUCGCCGGAACAGCUGUGAAGCUCUCACCGUCUGCCUCCGAUAUUACCGGCAAUGGAAGAGUCUCGAUGAGGAAAACUGCUUCUAAGCCAGUUUCGUCUGGUAGCCCAUGGUACGGUCCCGACCGUGUUAAAUACUUGGGACCAUUCUCCGGUGAGCCCCCGAGCUACUUGACUGGCGAGUUCCCCGGUGACUACGGUUGGGACACUGCUGGGCUCUCAGCUGACCCAGAAACUUUCGCCAAGAACCGUGAGCUCGAGGUGAUACACUGUAGGUGGGCCAUGCUUGGAGCUCUUGGAUGUGUCUUCCCUGAGCUCUUGGCACGCAACGGUGUCAAAUUUGGUGAGGCUGUAUGGUUCAAGGCUGGAUCCCAGAUCUUUAGCGAAGGUGGACUUGACUAUUUGGGUAAUCCCAGCUUGAUCCAUGCUCAGAGCAUCUUGGCCAUCUGGGCUUGCCAAGUCAUCUUGAUGGGAGCUGUUGAGGGCUACCGGGUUGCUGGAGGGCCACUAGGUGAGGUAGUAGACCCACUUUACCCCGGUGGAAGCUUCGACCCGUUGGGUCUUGCUGACGACCCAGAGGCAUUCGCCGAGCUUAAGGUGAAGGAAAUCAAGAACGGCAGGUUGGCCAUGUUCUCCAUGUUCGGGUUCUUCGUUCAGGCCAUUGUUACCGGAAAAGGACCGUUAGAGAACCUUGCCGACCACCUUGCAGACCCUGUCAACAACAAUGCAUGGGCCUAUGCCACAAACUUUGUCCCCGGAAAGUGAAUUCGAGAAAAAGGAGCGUACUGAAUUGAGAUUGUUUAAUGUCUACGUACAAUUGUUGUGAAAUAAUGGAAUACAAUGUGAGUUUUGAGUGAAUUGCGAUGUUUUUUACAAAUUUGGUGGCAAUGUAAUGAAUUAAACAAAGUGAAUUUUGUA